AAAAAACUUUUUAUUUCUUUAAAGAGUGUUUUUUCUCUUUAAUAGAAUUAUGUUGGUUUGGUUUUGUCACUGGUCUCUUGUGUCUCUGAUCAUCUGCAGUACAGUUUGGGUUGAAUGUGGUGUUGUUCCCAGGGAGGGUGGAGGUCAGAUGAAGCAAAACACAAUCAAAACCCCCUCUGUUUUCUUGUCACUGUAAAUGCACAUCACACCAGUCCAGCUGCGUGUGCCUUCCAGACGCACCACCAGCCUAUAGUCUGCACUCGGGGGGGACGAAGGCCUUGGUCGAGGUGGAGGGGCAGCGUCGAGUCACACAGUGACCCUCUCAGGCUGGUAAAACUGGCUCGUCUAUCAGAGAAACAGUAGAGCUGAACGGUUCUGUUGACUUUAAGCAUCAACAGUGUUACAGAAAUGAAGGGGACCAUAAAUAUUUUCUUUAUGAGCUGUUUCCUUUCAGGUACUCUGUCCCUGGACUGGGCAGCCUUCCUGCCUCAGACGGUGGAGGGGCUGAGUGGCUCCUGUGUGGUCAUCCCCUGUGCUUUCAGCUUGCCCUCAGAAUGGGACGAGUUCCUGGAUGAUUCCUGUAAGAUCAUAUGGAGGAGAGGCAGCUGGAGCCGCACGCAGGUGUUUGACUCCAGCCUGACUGGAGCGAGCGUCAGCUUGAAUAUUAUGCAGGGAAACCUGACAGGGCUCCUCAGUGACAAAGACUGCACCACCAUCUUCAACAACCUGCCAUCAAGCCAUUAUGAUGACUAUUACUUCAGACUGCAGUGCGACAACUCCUUGAUGUUCAACUUUAAAACUAGUGUCCGCAUCACUGCACAAGAUUCCCUUCCUGGACCGACUCUGACACCAUCCAGGCUCGAAGUAGAAGAAGGGACUCCAGUGACUUUGACGUGCUCAGCCCUUGCUCCCUGUCCCAUCCUCCCUCCAGUGCUGACAUGGACACCGAGUACAGGAGACAUUAAGGAGACUGUGGAAUCAAAAUCUGUAACUUCUGUCAUGACAUUUAAUGCUUCUUACCUCGACAAUGGACAGAAAUACUCCUGCAACGCUCUCUAUAACAGACAGGCGGGAAAAAGUGACCUUGUGUAUGAAAAACAUCUAAUUCUACAUGUUAUGUAUCCUCCAAAUAACACAUCAGUGAGCUACUUUGGUCCUGUGAAAGAGGGUGACCUGAUAACUCUGACCUGCAACUCGGAUGCAAAUCCAGCUGUGGAGAGUUACACCUGGUUCAAAGUCAGUGGAGAGGAUGUGGUCUCAGUGGGAUUUAAAAAUACGCUGUCAACCCCAGUCACAGAAGUGGAAAGACAGUUUUACUGUAGGGCCAGUAACAAAUAUGGAUCCCAAAACUCCUCCAUCACUUACAUAGAUAUCCACUUUUCUCCAAAAGAAACAGCAGUAAUUGUGGACCCCACCGGUCCAGUCCUGGAGGGCAGCUCAGUUUCUCUGCUCUGCAGCAGCCAUUCAAACCCACCAGUGACCAACUACACCUGGUACAGAGAUAACGAGGUGGACCAGGAGACCGGACCAAUCUUGAUGAUUGAAGAUGUCAAUCCCAGCUUUAGUGGAGAUUAUCACUGCACUGCCAAAAAUCAUCUUGGGGAGGAAACGUCUGCAAAGGUCCAUCUGGAUGUUCAGUUUCCACCGAAGAACACCUCGGUGUCAGCUGACACCUCUGGUACAGUUCUGGAUGGCAGCUCUUUGACUCUGACCUGCACCACCAUUGCCAAUCCAGCGGCGGUGAACAUCACCUGGUUCCGGGUGGGAGGGAGAAAAAAGGAGGUGGUCGGUUCUGAGCAGGACUUCACUUUUAAUGUGUCAAAACUCUCUGAAGAUUUUUACUUCUGUGAAGCUGCUAAUAUUCAUGGAGCUGAAUACUCAGAUCCUGCAAGAAUUGAUGUUGCAUUUCCUCCAGAGAUACUGUCUUCUUCACGCUGCAUUAAAGUUUUAUCACAGACCCGAUGCUCUUGUGACAGCCAGGGAAACCCGUUACCCUCUGUGGUUUGGGAGCUGGCAGGAGAACUGGUCAAUCAUUCUGCUGACAUCCCUAUCCGGGAGAUAAUCCUGGGAAGUGGGGUCAUUAGGAGUCAGAUCACUCUGUAUCAUCUGGAUGAAAACGUACCGUCUCUAGUGUGCAACAGCAGCAACUCCUUGGGGUCCGACGGUCUGGCCUUCAACCUGUCCUCCAGUGAAAUCCAGCUAAGUCUCCAUCCUCUGUCUUUGCUGAUUGGCUGUGCAGCUGGAGCCUUGGGGAUGACGUUGGUUUGCAUCCCAUUGCUGAUUUAUUUUUGCAGGACUAGAAAGACAUUUUUGGCAUUUAACAAAGACAAAGGCCACUUUUCAGUAAACAAAUCCCAAGAGAAACCAUCAGGACUUUCGCUUUCCAGUGAGACCAGCUUUCAACCUUCCAGUAAAGCUGAUAUGAAGAAGAACACAGGAAAAGAGGAGUCUCUCACCUAUGUCCAUGUGGAGUUUGCUUUAUCUCAGGUCACAUCAGAGGAUGACCUCGAAGACGUAGAGAUCAGAGGAAGGGCAUCAAAGACAACAGACUAUGCAGAGACCUACAGAGAAAAGAGUGAAACAAAUGGAAAAGAUAAAGAAAAGGUGACAUAAAUUAAUAAGGAACAGGUUUAUGGUCCUGAUGGAAGCACAGUGAUGGCUUUAUUCUGAAUCUUUAGCAUAAAUAAAGAGUUUUGAGUAAAAACGUGUGCACACCUUCAGAAAUGUGCAAACUUAAAAAAAAUGUGCAAACUUUACACACAUUGAUCAAACCUUUCAUAAGAAAUAUGACAAAGCUACUUAACAAAUCUUAAUGAUAAAAACAUAAUUUGUAAAUAUAUGAGUGUUCCUAUACUUCUCACAUUUUGGACCCAAAUAUUGUUAGGAUAAAGAUGUGUUACGAAAUACAAAGAAAUUGUAUAUAUAUUUCUUUUGAUCUCUUUGUUCUGCAAUUAGCUCAGGAAAUAGGAACAUUUUAGGAAACUAAUUUGGUAGAUUUAGAAAAAGAACAACCGGUAAUCUAUAAAACUAUCUGAUCAAAGAAACUGAAUCUAUGAGGGAUACAAAGAUUCACACAUCAGUCAUGCAGAUGGGCAUGUUCAUAAUCAGAAGGAACACGUCUACUUGCUUAAAUAUUAUCUGAUCUCUUUAAUUAAAAUAGAAAGUAAUAAAAGAUUCACCUAAACAAUCAUUUACAUCAAAAUCCUCCUCUUUUAGUCCUGGUCUGUUGUUCAUAAUAGUCAUCAGAAAUGAACAACAUGUACUGUGAAAUGUUCUCUUUUACACAAAGCUGUCUUUUUUUUUCAAGCAUUUUUUAACACAGCUGUACUUUUAUAGUGUUUUUUUUUCUUUUUAAACGCUUUAAACAUGGUUUAAUAGUAACAAAUGCAGCGCCUUCAUUUUUUUUCCAGUCUGCUGAUUUCCAGCAAAAAGUUCUCCAAAAAAAUAAACAAAUAAAUAAAAACAACUUUUUUCAAUGCAUCCUUUUCCACCAAAAUAGCGCACCCAUAAAUGAGUCUAGUUUUUUUUUCUCCUAUAAUGUUCAAAUUUGUAUUUUUAGUCAAGUUUCUGUCACGUUAUCAAUGCUACUGAUAAGAAAUGACCUGUUGUCACUGUUGUUUCUCUUUAAUAAUAAACUUUAUGCAAAUCAAAAACACA
Molecule: messenger RNA, 3657 nt
Organism: Oryzias latipes (Japanese medaka)
Lineage: Eukaryota; Metazoa; Chordata; Actinopteri; Beloniformes; Adrianichthyidae
Product: B-cell receptor CD22
Source: RefSeq, a predicted model, not a curated record